Molecule: messenger RNA, 1073 nt
Organism: Schistosoma curassoni
Lineage: Eukaryota; Metazoa; Platyhelminthes; Trematoda; Strigeidida; Schistosomatidae
Source: the annotation of a GenBank genome assembly
GUUGUUAUUGGAUUUCAGGAUGAUGCUGAUACGAACUUUGAAAAUUACGUUACCGUCCUUGGGAUGACGUCCGGAACUGUUAGUAUCAAAGAGCUGACUAUCCCACAGCUUCAAGAUCUUGUACGGCAAUUUGAGCAAAAAAUUCAGUUUAUAUCUGCUUCUAUACAACAACUCAAGUCUCUCCAGGCUCAGUUUGUUGCCUCCAAAAGUUGUCUGGGCGAGCUUACCACAGAAAAAGAAAAUAAAGAUAUUCUUGUCCCUUUAACUUCAACCUUGUGUGUUCCUGGGAAACUUUCUGAUCCUUCACAUGUGCUUGUAGAUAUUGGUACUGGUUACUAUGUUGAAAUGACCGUUCCAGAAGCUGAAAGUCACUUUUCCCGUCGAGUAGAAUAUAUCAAUAAACAAAUAAGGAAGAUUUUGCCUGUUCUGGAGGAGAAAACACAGGCACAUAAAUCUAUUUCAGACGUUCUGGAUGCUAAAAUUCAAGAGUUUAUCAAAGUCCGGUCAGCGGCGUGUUCUUGAAUAUUUGACGUAUGCUUUCAGGUUCCUUUUUUAAGGAUCCAUUCGCCUUACUGGUUUCUUGUAUUUACAAUGAACAUUCAUGCCUGGUUGUGUAUUCUGUUAUUGAAGACUCAGAAUGUGUUUUUUGGUCCGGGACAUUGUGUCUCCCAACAAUGUCAAUAUGUGAAAAACUAAAAAUCUUGUAAAUACAUGUUCUGGUGUUCUGCCUAAUAUGGUUUUUGUGCUAACUACCAAUAUGUUGGCUGAAGGAUUUUGAACGAUCUUAGUUUAAUCCCUGAGUAGAGUGUGUAUAAAUUGGAUACUGGUAAAGUUAAUUAUGUCCAUUAGAAGUGUUCUAAGUGAGUAUAUUGCGCAAAAUCAUGCGCCUAGGUGUCAUAUCUCUUGGAAGACUCCAUGUAUGAUUGCUCACUAGUUUCAGUUUUUACAAUGUUCACUUUAUGAAAACCUAAGAUCCUUUUUUUCUCAGUGUCUGGUACAUAUGUAAAUAUUAGUAAUCAGAAUUGAUAGUUCUAUGCAUGUCUUCAUACUUUUCUAACGAAAUACAAACCUAA